AAUACACAUACCGUUCCCCUUUAUACAUCACAUAUCAUUAUCCUCUUAGCUGUAACGCGCUGCACCAAUAAACCAGGCGACUCAAAUGCUAGACCUCUAGAACAUCCGGGCAACUCCCCUCACUCUACGUAGGAUCGGAAUGGCGGAGCUGGUCCAAUGGGCUCAGGAGAACGCAGCUUUGCUCUAGCGGAGACACGGGGGGGCUGUGGCGGUUAUGGGCUGCAGGGGGAGGAGGACGGAUCUCCACAGCGGGCCAGGACCCUAGAGGACCUGGAGAGGAGCCUGUCAGCCACGCGGACGGAUGAGAUGCCACUGGAAGAGCUGCUGGCGCUGUACGGGUACGAGGUGUCGGACCGAAUUUCGGGGGACGCCAGCGAGCCCACGGAGCUUCCAGCACACCUGCCGGGCAUGACCUUGGACAAGGACCAAAUUUCGAAGGACCUGCUCUCCGGGGAGGAGGACGAGGAGACGCAGUCGCCGCCCGAUGACCUCACGCCUUCCGUCACCUCCCACGCCUCCGACCUCUUUCGCCUCCACCUCCGAGCGCAUGUCCAGGUGGGCGAGGGCAGGGACAGCUCUGGCGGCUCGUCGGACGACGACUCGGAGGCCAGCUCCGCUCCGUCCAGCGAGGGCCGCAAGGACAUCAUGGUGGGCCCCUCAGCUACCAGCUCGCUAGAAGUGCCUCCCCCUGAGCCCUCCUCGCCUCUGCGAAGCCAUUACUGCCCCGCCUCCUGCCCCGCCCCUUUCUCCCCCUCAGCCUAUGAGAACGAGGACCAGCUCCUGUGGGCCCCGGGGGUGCUGCCGGGGGAGGUGGUGGAGGACUUCCUGUUGCGGGCCCAGGGGUGGGGCGGCGAGGACGGGGCGAGCGAGAACCCCACUUCCGGGGACAUCGUGCGGGACAGUGAACAGGCGCUGUACGAGCUGGUCAAGUGCAGCUUCAACAUGGACGAGGCGCUGAGGAGGCUGCACUUCAAUGUCAAGGUGUUCCGAGAGGAGCUGUGCGCGUGGAGUGAGGAGGAGUGUAGGAACUUUGAGCACGGGUACCGGGUCCACGGGAAGAACUUCCACCUCAUCCAGGCCAACAAGGUGCGUACGCGCUCGGUGGGGGAGUGUGUGGAGUACUACUACGCCUGGAAGAAGUCGGACCGGCACGACUACUUCACCCUGCAGACCACCAGGCUGGGCCGCAAGAAAUACAGCCUCCAGUCCGGGAACAUGGAGGACGGGGAGCAGGACGGUGAGGGGAGCAGCCGCUCUCACAGCCCCCCUCAGGGACCCGGGGCCGCCCCUCAGCUCGGACCCCCCUCCCCUCCUGAGGGCCACGAGCUGGACCUGGAAAAGCCAGAAGCAGACUCAGGGUUCAGUGUGGGGGUGUCGGAGCGGGGCUGUGGGGGGGUACCCCCUGGUUUGGCCACGCCCAGAGAACCCCAGCUUCCCCUCUGUCGGCACGGGGACCCCCAGGACCCCACUGCGGACUGUCCCAUCCCAGCCGGCCGUCCCGCCUCCUCCCCCCCUCCCCCUCUCUCCUCGCUGGGGGCCGGUGCCCGUGCCCCGCCCCCCGAGCUUUUGGGCCCUGGGUUCUACCAGCUGCAGCUGGGGCCCUUCGGCACGGACGGCCCCUUUGCCAUGCCGACGGUCGCCCUGCCGACGGAGGCCCCGCCCACCGCCUCGCCCUCAGUGUUUGGGCCCAUCGGAGGCUUCCUCUGCCCCCCUCCGGUCCAGCACCCCCGCUCUCUCACACAGUGACGUGGGGGGGGGGUGUCCACAGUGGGACAGCCGGAGGUGCUUCGGUGCUGCAGGAGUGAAGUUCACGCACGCCCCAUAUGUGCGAUUUAUGGACCCGUCCGAAACUUUGGGGGCCCCUCUCCAUGAACACAAGGGGGUUCCAGAACACUGGAAAGAACUAUGGCCUGUCCCAUUGGGGGGUUGCUCAGCGAAUAGAAAUCUAUGAAAGUGGGGGGAGUGCCAGGAUCAUGGGAGAUUACUGGGCUGCUGAUGGGAUGGGGGCAGUGGAGGUUUGUCAAAACCAGCGUGUUUGUGAUUUUUUUUAAUGUUAUUUUAUUUGGCACAAACAGGUCUUUUUUUCCAAGCCUGUAAUUGACAGAACAGAAUUCCCUCUGACCUUUGACCUCUGCUAGCACCAGAACCCAGAACCAUUAUGUACAAACAUGCUGGAGUGCAUAAGAGCUGGACUGAGCUGUACCCUGGUACCCUGGACUGGAAGAAUCGGAAACCGUUUCGACCACCCCCCCCAAUCCCUCCCCAGAAGGGUUUCUUCCUCCUCUUAUGACAUCACUGGCCUCUAGAGAUCACAUGACCCAAUUAGUUCAGCUCUCCUCUCACCUGAGCAGCCAUUACCUCAUUCUAUUGGAUUACAAUGGGCGGCGUGACCUGGUGGACAGUACCAGCAUCGGUGACACAGGAAAUUUUGGCCCUGUUCCCCCUUCCGACUCCCCCCCCCAGCACCAGGAAGUUAUGACCUAUCCCUGACUCCGCCCCCACCCCUUCCCCGCCCAAUCAAAAGCCCUUUCAUCAAAACAUGCAGUUUCUUCUUGAAAACGUGGAGCAUGACAGAAGAGGCUUGCAGAACUGCCUGGUGAGGCUCAAAGUGUUGAAGGUCCCGUUUGAGGUGCCAAGAUUUUUACUUUGCUUUUCAUUUAUUUACACCCCCCCCCCCCAUGCUAGCUCAUUCACUGAAUACUCAGUUUCUCAGGUACAAAUACAGAGCUGGGCUGGGCCCCUGCAAAGAUGUUCAGAGGAAGGCCCAAUUUUUCUUAUUUUUUUCCUGGGGUGGGGUUGUAAUGUGGCCAAGGGGGGGGGGUUGCUGAGUGUUAAAUGGGUGGUGUUGUAUCGUUCCCAGACCAAGAGAAUCCAAAGAGUGUUUCAAGGAGGACAAAACUGUGCCGUCAAUGCCGUCCGUUGAAAACAGAUGCUGUAAAAACGGAAAAAAAACUGAAAACAAUGCAACAUUUCUUUCUGCCGCUAGAUGGCGGCGUUGCUGUAUUUGACACGAGUAGAGAUUCCCUUCUCUGGAGCUCUCUGGUUAGUCUGCGGGAAGGUUGUUCGUUUGUCCCGGACUAUGUCUGCAUAAAGUCGUCCUGCAGUCCUCCUUGAUGAUGGGAUAUCUUAUUUAUUAUUAUUAUUAUUAUUAUUAUUAUUAUUAUUUCUCUUUUUUUUUUUCUUUCCCAAACAUUUUAAGAUACAGACAUAUUUUCUACUUUUGUUUACGCUAUUUUCAAAGACCGUGUUUCUGAGAUUGACACUGAGGGGGGAGAACUGACCUUUAUUUACACGUUUUUCAGCUCUUUGUAUUGUACUGCUUCCGCUGAUGGUUUAUUAUUAGGAUUAUUAUUCAUAUUAGUAACAACAAUGUUAUUUUAUAUUUUGUAAAAAAAAAUUUUUUUAAAAGAACUGAUUAAGCAACACUGAAAGUAGCACAUUGAGCCAAUUAACGAUUGCCGUCCACUAGUACACAGUACAUGUACAAACAUACAAUGCACCCACACACACUCAGUACACACCAAACUAAUACGCAUCAAUGCAGCUUUAUUCAUUUGAGAAUAAAAACUUUUGACGACA
Anguilla rostrata (American eel) is the source of this 3579-nucleotide messenger RNA. RefSeq names its product mesoderm induction early response protein 2-like. NCBI's taxonomy places the organism in Eukaryota, Metazoa, Chordata, Actinopteri, Anguilliformes, Anguillidae. The transcript has 12 exons. The record is from RefSeq and is a predicted model, not a curated record. Gene Ontology annotation, biological process: negative regulation of transcription by RNA polymerase II. Gene Ontology annotation, molecular function: histone deacetylase binding; transcription corepressor activity. Gene Ontology annotation, cellular component: nucleoplasm. The coding region runs from base 157 to 1746 and encodes 529 amino acids.